CCUGCACAGAUCAUGUUUUGUACUUUGAACACUCAUAAAGCUGAUAUGGACAAGCUCUUAGGUGCACAAAUUGGCCUUGAAGAUUUCAUAUUUGCACACAUAAAAGGACAACGAAAAGAAGUGGAAAUCCUUAAAACUGAUGAUGUGCUUGGGCUUACCAUUACAGACAAUGGAACUGGCUGUGCAUUUAUAAAGCGAAUCAAAGAAGGUAGCCUUAUGGACCAAACCAAAAUUAUCUGCGUGGGUGAUCACAUAGAGACUAUAAAUGGAAAAAACGUGUCAGAUUGUCGGCAUUAUGAAGUUGCCAAAAUGCUAAAAGAUCUAGAGAAAGGUCAGAUGUUUAAGCUGGAGUUGAUAGAGCCUAUGAAAGCAUUUGAAAAGCUGGAACCAAGGUCCAAAGGUGGAACUCUGCCAGAGGCUAAAAUCUCCAGAGGGAGAGAAACACUUCGGCUGAGAACCAAAGGCCCUGCUACUGUGGAGGAAAUGCCAACUGAAGUUGAAGAAAAAGCAAUUAAAAAAGUGGAUGAGCUUCUUGAAACAUACAUGGGGAUAAGAGAUAUCGAAUUAGCUGCAACAAUGGUGGAAGCUGGAAGAGACAAGAAAAACCCAGAUGAAUUUGCAGUGGCAUUGGAUGAAACUCUUGGAGACUUUGCAUUUCCAGAUGAGUUUGUCUUUGAUGUAUGGGGAGCAAUAGGCGAUGCUAAGCAAGGACGACUGGAAUGAGAACUGUGCAGUUUAUCAAAUACAAAAUGAUUUUUAAAUAUGUACAUCAGAAUUUUAAUACUUUUAUUGAUAUGAAUCUAGGGUGUUCUGUAGAAGUAUUCUUAUCUGAAACUUUCUUUUGCAAAGGAAGGUUUCUAACGGAAAUAUGAAGAUAAACCCAAAGUUCUGACAAAUGCACAUUUAAAACAAACAUUUAAUUUACAUGUAGAAAUCACUGUGAAGAGUGUGUCAAGGAGAUGUAUUUAUACAGACGUUUUAUGAAAAUUAGGUAUUUUUUAUUGUACAUACACUUUGAUAUCAAUAUUCUGAAGAGUGUUAGACAUACGCAACAAAGAGUUUGGAUUAUUUUAUCUCUUCUUUAGAAAGGUUUAUAAACUUGUUGAAAAACUACCUAGCUACACGCUGCAGUUCCCUGGUCUUCUGUGGUCCUUACGUAGUCACGUGCACAGAGAGCUGUGGAAAACCUAGCGCCUUAGGUUUUCUUACAGUUUGGCCUGGACAUAGUCUUUUCUGUAGACAGAGCUGGGAAGAGGCUACCCUGUUUCUGAAGAACCUGAGUCCAGGAAAAAAAAAUUUCCUCCGAAACAUGAGAAUUAAGAUCUUUGAAUGAAAAAGGCUUGCUUUCAUUUGAGUCAUAAUACACGCUGUCUGGGUAUUACUGAGAUAAGUAAGUAUAGUAGAAAUGCUUAAACCAGGAAGCUGCUGCUUUAUUCAGAUGCCAUAUUAUUGCGAUAGGAACUGCGUAGGAAGACACUAAAUGUUAAUUUUGAUUACAAUUCAUAUAUUUGAAUAAUACCUGUGCUCUGGCACGGGAGACUAUAGUGUAUGACUAAGUGCUUAAUUGAUCUUUGCAUAUGCUAAAUGAAUUGCUGAGAUCCUACGGAGUUUCCCUCUUGUCUGGUUGUUUUCAACAUGGCAACGUAGGAGAGACAUUGAAGGUGUUCAAACCUGGAAGAUAUUAUUGUAUAGUCACAAACAAUCACAGUUUGGGUGAAAAUGCAUGCCUAAAUCCUGAAAAAUACAUUAAACUAAUUUUAGAUGUUAGGAUUUCCAAUUAUAUUGUACAUAAACAUUUAUUUUAACUGAUAAUAUUUUACUAAUAAAUCUCAGAUUAUUAAAAAUGAACUGUCUCUCUUAACACAUCUGCUAUGCCUGCAUUUAUCCUCCUGUUCACUCUGUAUUUAAUGAAGAGCAAUGCAGUAAGUUUUGUUUUUACCCAUAGCUGGAUUCUUUAUCGGUUUUUACUGUGCUUGGUUUUAAACAAGACAGAUAUUUGCUCAUUUGUUUAGAAAAAGCUACUUUCAAGUGAUUAUUCUAGCCAAAUAACACGUCAUGAGUGUCCUUGAAAAUGAAAUUGAAGAAGAAUGUGGGGCCUGACCUGGGAAGGUGUCAUAACUUUUCAGUAUUUUUAUAUUUGCAUAAGCAUAUAAAAUAAUAGGUAUUACAAAAGCCUUUUCUAAAUCACUACCUAGUUACUUUUCUUCUGAGGAAAGUGUCUUUCACUGUCUCGCAGAGAUCUCUUUAAAAUAAGACUGUGCUAAUAAUUUUACACUUUCUAUGUCAAUGAUUUUUUUUUUGUCUAAAACUAUGACACUUUGAAGUAUCACUGAGAGAACAGGUCCUCGCGCUCUUUACUGUGUUAUUUAGGAAGGCUCCUAAACUCCGCUUCAGUCUUUUGCACAUGUUACAAUAAGUGAAUAUUUUUUCUAGUUAUGAAAUAGUGCAUGAAGUCGUAUAAAUACUGUUCAGUAGUCUUUCAAUGGGGAUAAUCUCCAAUUUUAUAAAUGCUGUUAUGAAUAUUUUGCUCUUGUAGCUCUGAUUUAAGGACAAGCUUUCACAUAAUAUAGACACUCCUUUUUAUGAAAUGAGUAGUACAGAGCGGUAUGGAGGUCAUACAUUAAAUACAUUGUAUUUAAGAAAUUCAAAGGCGUCAAAAUUUCUCUGAAUUGUA
Messenger RNA from Pygoscelis adeliae (Adelie penguin), 2674 nucleotides. It is a transcript of the gene GIPC2, whose product is annotated as GIPC PDZ domain containing family, member 2. Bases 13 to 723 code for a protein of 236 amino acids. NCBI's taxonomy places the organism in Eukaryota, Metazoa, Chordata, Aves, Sphenisciformes, Spheniscidae. The record is from RefSeq and is a predicted model, not a curated record. Gene Ontology annotation, molecular function: protein binding. The transcript has 5 exons.